Cryptomeria japonica (Japanese cedar) is the source of this 330-nucleotide messenger RNA. Its product is annotated as chromo domain-containing protein LHP1-like. Lineage: Eukaryota; Viridiplantae; Streptophyta; Pinopsida; Cupressales; Cupressaceae. Bases 1 to 330 code for a protein of 109 amino acids. The record is from RefSeq and is a predicted model, not a curated record. The transcript is spliced from 2 exons.
AUGUAUCUUCCUACAUGGGUUCUCAGACAAUUCGGUGAGAUUCACCAUCCUAGACAAUGGUUGAGGAUAGACGUGGGGGAGAGGGCCGGAGGACAUGGUGGAGAUGGGGGAGGAGGUGGUGGAGAUGGGGGAGGUGGUGAGCGAAGAGAGGGAGAUGAGGACAUAGACAUUGGUGGAGACAUCGAGUCUAUGAGUAGUGAGGACAGCGAUGAUUCUUUGGAAUCAUCGAGCAGCAAGGGUGGGGAUGAUGAUGAGGAUAUACCAGAGUUGGAGGAUGUGCCUGCUAUAGAGGGUGGGUUAGGAGAGGUUGGUGAUGGGGAUGAGCUGUAG